Topomyia yanbarensis is the source of this 3914-nucleotide messenger RNA. RefSeq names its product mucin-2-like. Gene Ontology annotation, cellular component: extracellular region. The coding region runs from base 168 to 3311 and encodes 1047 amino acids. Lineage: Eukaryota; Metazoa; Arthropoda; Insecta; Diptera; Culicidae. The transcript has a single exon. The record is from RefSeq and is a predicted model, not a curated record. Gene Ontology annotation, molecular function: chitin binding.
GUAUCUUGUCUUGUAUCUCGCGCUUUGUGUAGCAGAAAGCUACUUCUUCGCAGCGAGACGGUCGACAGCUUCGGCAAAGUCGCUGAACUUAUAUAAAAGUUCUAUUAUAAAUAUAAUCUUGCCGCGUAUUGUACUCAGUAAAGGGAGAGUCGCGACAUCGAUAAGAAAUGACGUUCUUAAAGGUACUAUGUUUCGCGUUACUCUUCGUCGAAAUUUACGGCCAGGAUCCGGGUUGCCCGGAACAGGAACACGCAGCCCAAACGGUUCAUCUGCCUCAUCCGACGGACUGUGGAAAAUUUCUAACAUGUUUUUGGGGACAAACGAUAGUGCAGAGCUGCCCAGCCAGUCUUCACUGGAACGAUCACCUGAAGACGUGUGACUGGCCAGCAAAUGCUGAAUGUGCUACGGCUGUGGAGGAAGCAGUGGCAUCGUGUGUUUCCGGUGCGCUUCUUUCUCACGAAGAUUGCAACAAGUUCUACAUAUGUUUAAAUGGUGGUCAGCUAGAACAGCGUUGUCCUCCGGGACUGCAUUUCAAUGCGCAGGUUAAAGUGUGCGACUUCCCUGCAAAUGCAAACUGUGGGGUAAAUCCAACUACCUUAGAAUCGAGUAGUAAAACACCCACAACCGACAGUUUAUCAACCGACACUGAAGAAGAAUCAACGACUAAUGGACAAUCUGGAUCAGAAUCGAUACCCACUAGCUCAACUGAAUUGUUAAGUACAGAAACGCCAACUACAGCAGAAGAGGUGACCGAUUCAGAAGAGGAAGUGACGACAACCAAUAGCGACGAGGCACCUGGAGAAGAUUCAUUUACAACAUCCGAUAAAACAACUACAACUGAUGAGACAACCACAGCUGACGAAGCAACUACGCCAGAAGUCGAAACUACAACAGAAGAAGAAACAACUACAACAGAAGAGGAAACUACAACAGAAGAAGAAACAACUAUAACAGAAGAGGCAACUACAACGGCAGAGACAACUACAAUAGAAUGGACAACUACAACAGAAGAAGAAACAACUACAACGGAAGAAGCCAGUACGACUGAAGAGGCUACUGCAACAGAAGAAGAAAUAACUACAACAGAAGAGGCAGCUACAACAGAAGAAGUUACUACAACAGAAGAAGCUACUACAACAGAAGAAGAAACAACUACAACAGAAGAGGCAAUUACGACAGAAGAGGUAACUACAACAGUAGAAGAAACAACUACAACAGAAGAGGCAACUACAACAGAAGAAGAAAUAACUAUAACAGAAGAGGCAAAUACAACAGAGGAGGCAACUACGACUGAAGAAGAAACAACUACAACAGAAGAAGCAACUACAGCAGAAGAAACAACUACAAUAGAAUGGACAACUACAACAGAAGAAGAAACAACUACAACGGAAGAAGCCAGUACGACUGAAGAGGCUACUGCAACAGAAGAAGAAAUAACUACAACAGAAGAGGCAGCUACAACAGAAGAAGUUACUACAACAGAAGAAGAAACAACUACAACAGAAGAGGCAACUACGACAGAAGAGGUAACUACAACAGUAGAAGAAACAACUACAACAGAAGAGACAACUACAGCAGAAGAAGAAAUAACUAUAACGGAAGAGGCAAAUACAACAGAGGAGGCAACAACGACUAAAGAAGAAACAACUACAACAGAAGAAGCAACUACAGCAGAAGAUACAACUACAAUAGAAUGGACAACUACAACAGAAGAAGAAACAACUACAACGGAAGAAGCAACUUCGACAGAAGAGGUUACUACAACAGAAGAAGAAUCAACAACAACAGAAGAGGCUACUACAACAGAAGAAGAAACAACUACAACAGAAGAGGCAGCUACAAUAGAAGAAGUUACUACAACAGAAGAAGAAACAACUACAACAGAAGAGGCAACUACGACAGAAGAAAUAACUACAACAGUAGAAGAAACAACUACAUCAGACGAGACAACUACAACAGAAGAAGAAACAACUAUAACAGAAGAGUCAAAUACAACAGAAAAAGCAACUACAACUGAUGAAGAAACAACUACAACAGAAGAGGCAACUACAACAGAAGAGACAACUACAAUAGAGUGGAUAACUACAACAGAAGAAGAAACAACUACAACGGAAGAGGCAAUUUCGACAGAGGAGGUUACUACAACAGAAGAAGAAUCAACAACAACAGAAGAGGCAACUAUAGCAGAAGAGACAACUACAAUAGAAUGGACAACUACAACAGAAGAAGAAACAACUACAACGGAAGAGGCACCUACGACUGAAGAGGCUACUACAACAGAAGAAGAAACAACUACAACAGAAGAGGCAACUACAACAGAAGAAGAAACAUCUAUAACAGAAGAGGCAAAUACAACAGGGGAGGCAACUACAACUGAAGAAGAAACAACUAUAACAGAAGAGGUAAAUACAACAGAAGAAGAAACAACUAAAACAGAAGAGACAACUACAAUAGAAUGGAAAACUACAACAGAAGAAGAAAUAACUACAACAGAAGAAGAAACAACUACAACAGAAGAGGCAACUACGACAGAAGAGGUAACUACAACAGUAGAAGAAACAACUACAACAGAAGAGGCAAUUACAACAGAAGAAGAAACAACUAUAACAGAAGAGGUAAAUACAACAGAGGAGGUAACUACAACUGAAGAAGAAACAACUUUAACAGAAGAGGCUACUACAACAGAAGAGACAAAUACAAUAGAAUGGACAACAACAACAGAAGAAGAUUCAACUACAACGGAAGAAACAACUACGACAGAAGAUGUGACUACAACAGAACAAGAAACAACUACAACAGAAGACGCUACUACAACAGAAGAAGAAACAACUGCAACAGAAGAGACUACUACAACAGAAGAAGAAACAACUAUACCAGAAGAGGCAACUACAACAGAAGAAGCGACUAUGACAGAACAGACAACUACAACAUUAGAAACAACUACAACUGAAGAAGGAGCAACUGCGACAGAUGAAGCAAAUACAACAGAGGAGGCAACUACAGCAGAAGAAGAAACAACUACAACAGAAGAGGCAACUACAACAGAAGAUGCAACUACAACAGAAGAAGAAACAGCUACAACGGAAGAGGCGGAUACCGCAGAGGAGGCAGUUACAACUGAAAAUGAAACAACUACAACAGAAGAGGCAACUACAGCAGAAGAGACAACUACAAUAGGAUGGACAACUACAACAGAAGAAGAAACAACUACAACGGAAGAAACAACUACAACAGAAGAUGCAACUACGACAGAAGAGACAACUACAACCGUAAACGCUACUACAACUGCAGAGGCAAUACUUGUAGUAUAAAUAUAGAACAGAAGAAGACAUAGCAACAACAUCUGCUAAAUCUACAAGUAUCGAACCGUACACUACAACAACUGAAAUAAUUCAUAAGGGUCAACUAGAAGAAGCAAGCUCUGAUGAAUCGAUCUCUAACAGAAAUGAUUGGACAAAGUGUUACUGUUACAUUUCAAUAGUAAUCGCAUGAUUCUAUUUUGCAAUCGCUGUUACCUCAAUAUUCGAGUUUAAUAAUUUUUGGUAUGGGUUUGACGAGUUGAUAAAGUAUAUCAAUGUCUGGCGCUAUUUUAAAUUCCGGGGAUGACGGGUAGAUGACGGAAUUCGAUGCCUGAUGCCAUUUCAAACUGCAAAAGGGCAAUUUGCGGUUGAACUAAAAUGAAUUAGACGAUUAAAUAGCGGACAGCGAUGUGUAACCGAUGUUUCAUCUCAAUUUCGACCAACCUUCACUCAUAAACAAGGCAAAGUACGAUCAUCUGAAUAAACAAUUUAAACGCCUUCCAGCUAUCCAGCAGUGUGCUGGGAAAAAAUCAUGGCGUUGAAGAAAUAGGAAGCAGAAAAUGUUAUUAAAUUUCAUAUAAAUUAAAUAAAAAAAGCAAAUGAUGCAAUAGUCAA